Messenger RNA from Linum trigynum, 2886 nucleotides. Lineage: Eukaryota; Viridiplantae; Streptophyta; Magnoliopsida; Malpighiales; Linaceae. The record is from the annotation of a GenBank genome assembly.
CCUAACGUUUGAUGUGAUCGUAUGCCGAUUCCACGUUGGUCGCGAUUGGGAAAAUAAGAGGACGGACGGGGCCGAGGACGGAGGAGGUACCCAAUUUCAUCGAUCUUGUCCAUUAUUCGCCGCCGUCUUCGGUCAUCGAUCUUGUCCAUUAUUCGCCGCCGUCUCCGGUUAUUGCUUCCGCCGCCAGUUCUUCCUGGCCGCCUGUCAUCGUUUAUCACCACCGCUACUUGUUCAAUUCCCAAUGCCAUUGGCAUCACUCCUCUCGCAAUUGAAUCUAAGGGAAAUCGAACUUCCCCUGAGAGAGAAGUGAACCAGAACCGCAAUUUCAGGUAGAGCGAGAGGGAGAGCCCCAGUCGCCGCCGCCCGUCUCCGCUUCCGGUUGUACGCUGAGCCCUCAGUCGCCGCUUCUGUCUCUGUUGCUGUAUAAUCACUUUUAGGUAUAUGGCUCCGCUUUUAUUCUAAACGAGCUAGCCCAUAGCUGUAGUUGUCGCAUCUGUGAUUAUACCCCGUGGUUAAUGGUUCAACAAUUAACAGUAAGAUAGGUGCGAAAUGAUUUGGAAGCAGAGAAGCUCUUUCAUUGAGUAUUAGAAACUCCUGUAGGGUGAAUAGGUGAUUAUCGUCUUGGUAUUGGGGGGACCAUUUCGUCAUUGCCGUCUAUCAGGGGACUGCAGCAAGCCAGUAGCUCUUGGUUUUAGCUAGAGACAUGCUUAGCUGUUCUUUGAUUUGAUUUUCACUUGCUCGUUUCUGUAGCUGAGCAGAAUAUAUUGCAACUGCGUUGAAUAGAAUAUGUAAAGGGCUUCGGGUUCGGUUCUGCUUGUAUUGACCUUGAAUAAGUGCUUGUCAGGUAGCUUGUUCUUGCUUCAGCUGGUGAAAUGUUGCAAUGGUGAGCUGUGAUUGUCCCAAGUAUGUUUGGCCUAUACUGACAAGAGAAGAGUCUUGACUUCUUAGCAAGAUGCUUUAAUUGACAUAUCGACAGCAGUGUGCGAGCAUAUAUGUUUUUUUUUUCUUCCUUUCUGCGUGAUGUCAGAAUGACGUUCUUGACUGAGUAUUUCUGAAAGGAUGUCUGGAAUGAUUAUAAAAAAAGGAUGUCUGGAAUGAUGGUUUUGAUUUCUGUCUUCAGGUUCAUCUGUAGGAAGACUUGGGAGAUCGUUAGUUGGAAUGGCAACUAGACGUCAUGUUCAUUAUAGUCCUCUUGCUACCGAUGAAGAUGAUGAGUAUAAUGGUAUGAGACAUGACCGUCGGUUUGAUUAUACUCCUGGGGCUUUUGAUAGAAUACCAUGGAAGUCUAUCGUGCUUGCAAUUUUCUUGCUCUUUAUUGGAUCACUUCUUCUUUUUCUCUCUUUCUUCAUUUUGACUGGCCACAUGGGAGGAGAGAAGUCACAAGCGUAUGGCCUCUUAGCCCUGGGAAUCCUAACCUUCUUACCAGGUAUGAUCAACAAUCUGUAUUGACAACCGAGAAUAUGUUUAUGCUGUCACCCUUAGUGCUAGGGUUGCAAAAUAUUUACUGUUGUCCAGGAAGUAGUAUUUCUUCUUAACCAAUUUCAAUGAACUACUGCAAAAAGAUCGAAGUCAGGAGGUUUCUUUUCAUUCUUUUCCCCUAAUAUGUUUUGCACUUUAGUUUUCAUUUAUUUCACAUUUAAGUUGAAUGGUGAGAGCCUGCAUUGUCUAUAUAAUAUACCAACACAAAAUAGUAGUUACUAGAACGGAAUAUCUGCCUACGUUGAAGAUGCUGACGAUGCAUCACAAUUGUGGAUUGUUUAGGUCGCCCUUGCUCUUUAUAGUGGGACACAAAUCAAUACAAACUUACCUUGAUUUAACACAUCUUCGGUGAUUAUUCUUAAGCACAUUCAUAAUGGAAAUGUUCGAAUUUUGAUGACAAUCCACCUUGGUAACUGCUUAUCUGUUUUCUGUAUUUUCCUUCUCGUCAUUCUUUCUAUUGGCUGCUAAUGCAAUUUGAUCCCCAAAGUUUUUUAAGUUUUUAUUCCUUUGUAUGGACCACAGGGUCGAAGUCAGACUGUAUACAUGCUUCAUUUUAUCUAUUGGUAGUAAUAGCUACAGUUAUGAAGAAUUUAACACAUCAACUACUACUAGGUUUCUUUAAUGGUCUGGAGCACUUCACCUUGUUUGCUGUUCUGUUUUCCUGUCACUGUCGAGACUAGCUAAUUUACCUUUGAAGUUGGUUUCAUAAGUAUUGUUUUAAUUUCCAGUAAUGGUUCUCUUAACAUUUGAUGAUCUAAUGAAUGGAAUUCUACUCGGAUGAGUUAAACUCAAGUCAAAGUCCCAUGCAGUGACGGACGCAGAGCUUUUAUUUAGCGGAGCGAAAGUUGCAACUGGAAUUUUACUGUAAACCUCAACAAGAAUUUACUGUUAACCUCAACUGGAAUUUCCUCCUUAAGCGAAGUGCAGCUGUGUUAGAUUCAAAAACUUUCUAUGAUUGAGAGUUCUUUUGUACCUUUCGGCCAAAUCUUUGCUUUUGGACUCUGUUUGACUCUUAAUCUCUUGCCUUAUUCACUGAACUUUUAUGCUUACAAUCCCUUGUGGUUUUGAACUUCUGCUUAUUGUCGUAGGUUUUUAUGAAACUCGGAUAGCAUAUUACUCGUGGCGUGGUGCUAAUGGCUAUCGAUUUGCCGCCAUACCGGAUUAUUAGUCUAUUCCUGCAUCUGCCGUACUUCUGGAGGGAUACGUCGCUGGCCGUGUUGUCAACUAUAUUAUCUUGUAUAGAAUCUGGCUUUGCACUUAUAGAUCUGGGCAUUCAUUUUCAGCAUGGAAGUCUUUGUAUUUCUUGUGUUGUGAGGUCGAUAAUUUGGCAAGAGUUCCGGUCUCUUUUUAGGAGAAGAUUUUGCCUUCUACAUUGUCAGAAUUGUUUAAUAUAUUAUAUUAAAAUUU